AUUGACGUCUGAGCUCUCCCAACUCUUCGGGCCUGGCUGGGGUCUGAGAGAGGGAGUGACCUCGAGGAGGCCCGCGAGAGUCUUCCUCCUUUACUUCUUAUUGGUCCAGCUCCGCUGUCAUUCGGGAGCGAGGGGAAGUUUGCUUCCUGAUUGGUGAAUUCCGUUUGGCGCCAACUAGGAAGGGGGCGGGGCGGCGGCGUUCCUGGUUGUGCAGCAAUUAACGCUAAGGCCACUUUGGUGGUGAGGGAGGUCAGGGUUGCUUCUCUGCUUGUCGGGGACGGAGCACGGAGGGAGAAAAAAGUGAAAAAAGAGUUAGUUAAUCGGGGUGGGGGGGGGGGGGUCGCCUCGAGACCCUCGCCCCGCGGAGUUUGUUUGGAUUUAAUCGUGAGGUUGCAGGCGCCCGCCCGCCUGCGGCCUCGCGGGGCCUAAAGGGACGCACCGGUGCUGGUGGCCGGCGCCUGCCGAGUCCCCGACGCUCGCCCGUCCGCGCCGGUGCCCGUGGCGGCCGCGUCUCUGAACCGCGCGGUCGUGUUUGUGUUUGACCCGCGGGCGCUGGCGGCGUGGCACGCGGCUGAAGCCGGUGCCAGCGGGGCGGGGCCCGGCGCAGCGGAGGCGGAGGAAGACGGAGCGGGAGUCCGGGCUGGCCCGGCGGCGCCAUGGAACUGGGCCCGGAGCCCCCCCACCGCCGCCGCCUGCUCUUCGCUUGCAGCCCCACGCCUGCGCCGCAGCCCACGGGGAAGGCACUAUUUGGCGCGUCGGCUGCUGGCGGACUGUCCCCUGUCAACAACCUGGCGGUCACCAUGGACCAGCUAGAAGGGCUGGGCAGUGAGUAUGAGAAGCCAAUGGAGUUGAGAAACAGCAGCAGUCUACAGAGAAUGGGUUCCUCCGAAUCAACCGAUUCAGGUUUCUGUCUAGAUUCUCCUGGACCCUUGGACAGUAAAGAAAACCUUGAAAUUUCCCUGAGGAGAAUCGAUUCUUUACCUCAGAAACUCUUGGGAUGUAGCCCAGCGCUGAAGAGGAGUCAUUCUGAUUCUCUAGACCAUGAUAUCUUUCAGCUCAUCGACCAGGAUGAAAAUAAAGAAAAUGAAGCAUUUGAAUUUAAAAAGCCAAUAAGACCUGCAUCUCGUGGCUGCCUCAAUGCUCAUGUACAUGAGGAGAGUAAAGAUCUCUUCACACACAGGCAGAACUCAGCCCCAGCUCGCAUGCUGUCUUCAAAUGAAAGUGAUAAUAGUGAAUCAGGAAAUUUCAGUCCUCUUUUUACAUCCCAGUCACCUGUGAAAGCCACUUUGUCUGAUGAGGAUGAUGGUUUCAUAGACCUUCUUGAUGGAGAGAAUCUGAAGAAUGAUGAGGAGACUCCUUCAUGCAUGGCAAGCCUCUGGACAGCUCCCCUUGUAAUGAGAAGACCAACAAACCUUGGCAAUCGGUGCAGGCUGUUUGACUCCCCUUCCCCGUGCAGCUCCAGCAGCAGCUCCAGCACUCGGUCAGUGUUGAAGAGAACAGAACGAUCUCGUGAAGAGUCUCCUCGAGGAAGUACAAAGCGGAGGAAGAGCAUGUCCAGUCCUGUAAAGGCAGAUAUUCUAGAGCCAACCCAAGAGCUUCUACACCAGUCUUUAUCCCUGACAUCUUCACCCAAAGGAACCAUUGAGAACAUUUUGGACAGUGACCCAAGAGACCUUAUAGGGGAUUUCUCCAAGGGUUAUCUCUUUCAUACAGUCUCUGGGAAGCAUCAGGAUUUGAAGUAUAUUUCUCCAGAAAUUAUGGCAUCUGUUUUGAAUGGCAAGUUUGCCAAUCUCAUUAAAGAGUUUGUCAUCAUUGACUGCCGAUACCCAUAUGAAUAUGAAGGAGGUCACAUCAAGGGUGCUGUGAACUUGCACAUGGAAGAAGAGGUUGAGGACUUCUUACUCAAGAAACCUAUCGUACCUACUGAUGGCAAGCGUGUCAUUGUCGUGUUCCACUGUGAGUUUUCUUCUGAAAGAGGCCCUCGGAUGUGCCGAUAUGUGAGAGAAAGAGAUAGGCUUGGCAAUGAAUACCCCAAACUCCACUACCCUGAACUGUAUGUCCUGAAGGGAGGAUACAAGGAGUUUUUCCUGAAAUGCCAGUCUCACUGUGAGCCCCCCAGUUACCGACCAAUGCAUCAUGAAGACUUCAGAGAAGACCUGAAGAGGUUCCGCACCAAGAGCCGGACCUGGGCAGGGGAAAAGAGCAAAAGAGAGAUGUACAGUCGCCUGAAGAAGCUCUGAAGGCAGGCAGCAGUGGCAGCCUGAGCUUCUCUCUGACCCGUCCCUUUCCCUUUGCCGCAGAGCAGUAGGCAAAGGAGCCAACUGCGGUACGAGGAGAAAGACCUGGGCCUUCCAUUCCUUAAACCUACACUCCAGGUUGGAGCCCAGGGCAUCCUGUUGUUCCGCUCUUCUGUCCUGUAAGACUCCUUCCCUGUCAGGACUGUCUGCCUAAGCUGGACACGCCACAGUGCAGACCGGAGUCUGUAGUCUCGAACACCGAGUCAAGCUACUCUGAUUGAGCAUCCCAUGAAGAAGUGGCUGGAGCCUUCUUGGGCAGACCCUGGCCUCCUGUCAUGAGGGGAGAGAUGUGACAAAGAGUGCUGCUGGCCAAAUACCAAAGAUAGGCUGGAAGGGAGAGGACCUUGUGGAUGACCCAUAGCUUAAUUUAUUCAGCUUCAUCAAUUAUUUUAUUUUUUUUAAUUCCUCGAGACUUUUACUUUACUGCUUCAUUAAAUCAAAAUACUGCCAUUUUAGGUAGAGUUUAUCAUCCCAGGAACUACCUCUACUUUUAAUUUUUAAAAAAACAUUGGGCCAGGGAUAAGAAAGGCAACCUGUUGAGUUGUGGCCAGCGCUAGGAGCUCAGGCACCCCUAGGAGGCGCUGUGGACUGGGAUUGCUGCUACUCAAAGCCAAGGACUGAGAUGCUGGUAAGAGCCUGCACCAGACCCAGGCUUGGCUAUAGGACAUAAGCUAACCUUCCCAGACCUACCUCUGUCCUUUUUGAUGUCCUUGGGAAAGUUUUGUCUCCAUCCUCGCCCCAGGACCCCAUGAUGGUGGCUGGUAUAAGAGUCACAGGAAAGCACUUCAGGCAGCUUCCAUCUGGCCACCCCCAGGCCAGGGUUGGAAUGCUGUAGUGUAGGUACCCCAAGGUGAGAGUGGGAAGGAAUGAAUGGAGUCCACGGGGUGAGGGAGGAGCAUGCCCACUGAAUGUCCUUUCAGAAAAAAAAAAAAGUCGUUUUAUGAGUUGAGGGAUAUCAAAUCAGUGUUAGGUGGGUACUCAAGGGUGAGAGGGGUCCAGAAGUCCAGGCCAUUAGGCGGAAGGAGGGGGUCCUGGUCUACAAAUGACUGUAGAAUUUCUCAGGAGGGAGUGGUAAAUAUUGAAGUAAAAUGUUGUGGGUUUAUCAUGUUUUAAUUUGAAUCACACCAGUUACCCCCUUAGUCUGACCCCGUGGGAGUGAGGCUCUCCAGGGAGCACUCCCAUCUGAGGAGCUGGGCUGCUCUAAUUCUGUGCAGCCUGUUUUGGUGCCUGUUCAUCGAUGCCCUCGGGCAUCCAUCUCCUGCUCCUGUUUGCUCCACUGGGGUCUAGCCAGGUUCUCCUAGGAAGUCUCCCUCUUGCCUCUGCUUUCAUCUGGGGGUGGGGAGGGAAUCAGUGGCAUUGAAAGUGGCUGAUUGCUUUGUUAUGGGUUUGAGUUGCAUUUGGCUAUAAAACAAAUCUUGUUGGAAAAAUAUGUGGAGAACAAGGGAAUGAGCGGCCCCUUCCCCAGUGUUCAAAUAUGUCCCAAUUGGUCUCUGGUCUGGUUUGUAGAGAUUCUGUUAGUUGAAUGCCUUGGAAGAGAAUGGCUUUUGGGUUGUACCAGCUUAGUUAGCACUGUUAACCAACUGUUGCAGGCUCUGCAAAUAAAAGUGAUC
Messenger RNA from Onychomys torridus (southern grasshopper mouse), 3907 nucleotides. RefSeq names its product cell division cycle 25A (gene Cdc25a). The record is from RefSeq and is a predicted model, not a curated record. Gene Ontology annotation, cellular component: cytoplasm; nucleus. The transcript has 15 exons. Gene Ontology annotation, biological process: protein dephosphorylation; positive regulation of G2/M transition of mitotic cell cycle; G2/M transition of mitotic cell cycle. Bases 657 to 2240 code for a protein of 527 amino acids. Gene Ontology annotation, molecular function: protein tyrosine phosphatase activity. Lineage: Eukaryota; Metazoa; Chordata; Mammalia; Rodentia; Cricetidae.